Carassius auratus (goldfish) is the source of this 1595-nucleotide messenger RNA. RefSeq names its product P2X purinoceptor 7-like. The record is from RefSeq and is a predicted model, not a curated record. NCBI's taxonomy places the organism in Eukaryota, Metazoa, Chordata, Actinopteri, Cypriniformes, Cyprinidae. The coding region runs from base 1012 to 1536 and encodes 174 amino acids. Gene Ontology annotation, cellular component: membrane. The transcript has 2 exons. Gene Ontology annotation, biological process: monoatomic ion transport. Gene Ontology annotation, molecular function: ATP binding; monoatomic ion channel activity; purinergic nucleotide receptor activity.
GCUCGUAUGUGACAUUAUAAUCGUAAAUAUGUAUGCUCGUAUGUGACAGUAUAAUCGUAAAGAUUUAUGCUCGUAUGUGACAGUAUAAUCGUAAACAUGUAUGCUCGUAUGUGACAGACAGAAUGGUAACUGUUAGUCUAACUUGUAACGUUAUUUAUCUGUCAUUAAUGUAAAUACAAGCACAAGCCUGUCACUGUGUAACCAAUAUCAAAGAUACAGUUAUUCAAUUAGCUGAUGAUAUAAGUGAAAGUGGCCAGCUGUAUUUUUUAUUUUUAUUUUACUUACCCUGCAGCACGUCCAUAACGCUAAAAUAUGUGAUGUGAAGGAUUACAUGACAUUCUAUUAUUUUUGGCUGUAGAACUUGCAUGAAAAACAAGUAGGCUACAAAACGUUCCAAAUGGCCCAAAUUUUUCACAUCAUAGGCUACACUGUGCUUUUCAUUAGUGUUAUGGACAUUAGAAAAAGUAUUUUUUCCUUGGAAUUGUACCUACUGUAGUGCUUCCAAACCAAUACUAAUAUAGUACAUAGCCUAAAAGGUAGAGAAUGUUUAUUUUGAGUUAGCACUUGUACUGCUCUCACUUGUUGCAGCUUGAUUUAGACCUCAGUUAUGAGGUGCCCGCUGUCCUAAGUGAGGCUGAUGAGAGCUGGGAAGGCGAGAGGAGGCGCAGACAAAGGAAAAGAAGAGCAAAGGGGAGAGGGACAAGAGUAGAGCGUGCAGGUCUUGGUCCAGGAGACAAAGAGCAGAGAGAAGGAGAGAAUUUAGAGGGAGGAGAUGGACCAGGUGGAAGAGGCCAGAGAGCUGGAAGAGAGAGUGCAGAUGUUUCAGGUGGAAAAGGAGAGAGUGUGGGCCCUGCACCAGGUGACAGAGGCCAGAGAGGUGGAAGAGGCCAGAGGGGUGGAAGAGGCCAGAGAGGUGGAAGAGGAGAUAAUGCAGGUCCAAGUACUGGAGUUGGCAGCAGAGGAAGGAAAGGGAAAGGAGGCAGAGAUGCAGAGGAAGAGAACAGAGUUAAGAUGAUCCAAAUUGACCGAAGGGUCCGGACAGAGGCACUCAUUCAGGGCAUGAGUGAAGUGAGGCUACGAGCACUAGCAACCCAGGUCUUCUCCCGGAAUCCUGGAUUAGUUUUUGAUGCACUUCCUCAAUUGGACAGCACAACCCCACCUAACGCUGCUCUUCCAUGGUGCACCUGUGGGAACUGCAGGGAAAUGGCCACAGACGCUGAAAGGAAAUGCUGUGGCCAGGGGCCUGACUACUGCAUCAGCAAAUUGGCACAUUUUGAUCUGUAUUGUCUGGAAGAUGGUUAUUUGCGUAUUCACAGAGAUUACAGAAAUGAUAUGUUGGUGGUAGCUGAAGUUAUAGAGCCAGGAGAUGAUAACAGACAAUUUAGGUAUGCUGCUUAUCGUCAAUACAUCUUUUGGCAGCAUGGGUCACUGGGUCUGGGUAACCGUCGUGUUAUUCCCAGCUGCUGUAUAUGGAAAAUAAGGGACAAAUACCCUGACCCCCAAGGCCAGUACACUGGCUUUGUACCCACCAUUUGAUACCAUUCUAACGUGAACAGUUAAAUUCAAGUUAUUUAUUGUUGUAUAUAUAGUUUUAC